AACUGACUGUCACCCCAUAACAACCUGCCACGUGUCAGGGUGUUGGCAAGGGGCUCUCAGUGCCCUCAAUAGGGGUGCAGACACCUAUGGGUGGGCACAGGGCCGGGGUAGGACUGAGCCCCAAUGUGCCACAUGGACAGGGAUGAGCCUGGGGACCCCCUGUGCCAGCCCAGCACUGUGGCACAUGUGCUGCCAGGGUACGGGACUGGAACCCCUGUACCACCUGGUGAUGGGAGGGGUGACUCCCCCCACGUCCCUGUCGCCAUCACAGCAGGGCUAUGGGUGCCUCACAUCCCCCCUAUCCCUGUGGCAGCGGGAUGCCACGUGUGCUGUGCCCAUAGGAUGGACCCUGUCCGUCCCCCCCCCAGGGACACUCUGGCCAAGGGGCACUUGUUCACCCAUGACGGCCACUGGCAGCAUCGAGACACACCACCGCUGCCUGCCCGCAGCCCGCAGGACCCGCAGCUUCAGUCUCCCUGGCAGGGCAAUGCGGAUCCUGACCUGCCCGGCACAUCUGCGGCGCCUGGAGGCCGCCCUGCGCAGCACCAUGCCACGAUCCCUGCCGGUGUACGGGGCCGUGCUGAACAUCAACCGCGGCAACCCCGGCGACUUCGAGGUGGCGGUGGAUGCCUGGCCCGACGUCGGCGCUGUGCUGGCGCGGCGCAGAGGAGAGGCACCGCUCAAUGACAGCUACAGGAACCUGAACAGCGCCUUCUACUGGGACCUGGGCGCCUACCGGGCCCUGCUGGAGAGCCCGGGCUGCCUGCGCUGGGACUCCGCGUUCCACAUCUUCGGGCUGCAGGAUGGCGUGCUGACCGUGUCCCAGGACAUCGCUUUGGCCAAGGGCGUGGAGCUGGAGGUGACCGAGUACUACACGUACCUGCACCCCGACCCCAGCACUCUACCGGAGCCACAGCUGGACCCCGACAUGCAGCUGGGCACACUGAACCCGGCACACGUGGAGUUGCUGGACUCGACGUGGCCGUACGGGGGAAACGAGUGGAGCCGGCGCUACCUGGGGGAGCUGCUGCUCCGGUUCCCGUACCUGUGCCUGCAGGACCUGGCCGGGGAUCUGCUGUGCUGGGUGCUGAGCGACGGCUUCGCAGCGGGAGCGCACGGUUACACGGUGCCGGCCCAGCGGCGCCGCGGGUUGAUGCGGGCGCUGACGAUCAUGGCCGCCCGGCGGUCGCACGGCCGCGGCUUCCCGGUGUACGGUCACACGGCCACGGGGAACCGGGGCAUGCAGCGGCUGCAGGAGGAGCUGGGGCACCGGCGGCUGCCGGGGCUGUGCCGCUUCGUGCUGCACAACCCUGCACUGGCGCGGGCUGCGCCCUGAGCGCACCGGGGAGAAACGUGUCAAUAAAAGCAAACGAAGCGAAAAUGAA
Messenger RNA from Coturnix japonica (Japanese quail), 1385 nucleotides. RefSeq names its product glycine N-acyltransferase-like protein 3. NCBI's taxonomy places the organism in Eukaryota, Metazoa, Chordata, Aves, Galliformes, Phasianidae. Gene Ontology annotation, cellular component: mitochondrion. Gene Ontology annotation, molecular function: glycine N-acyltransferase activity. The record is from RefSeq and is a predicted model, not a curated record.